AUGUCAUCUCCCGAAAAAGAUCCCACCCUUCAAAUCCUCGCUUUCGAACCACACGACCCCGAAAACCCCUACAACUGGUCUAAACGCAAAAAAAUCAUGAUCAUAGCCCUCGGCACCCUCGUAGUGUUAAACACCACCAUGGCUAGUUCCCUCCCUUCACUCGCCCAACAAUCUCUUCGCGAACACUUUGACGUGCAACAAGAAAUCCAAGGCGUCCUACCCAAUUCCAUCUAUCUUGUUGGAUAUGUGCUUGGACCUACGUUGUGGGCGCCUAUGAGUGAGCACUUUGGACGGAGGUGGAUUACUCUGGGGGCUUUUGGAGUUUAUGCGGCGUUUAUGGCUGCGUGUGCUGUCGCGCCUGGGUGGGCUAGUUUUUGUGGGUUUAGAUUGUUGACUGGACUUUUUGGAGCGGCGCCGAUUUCUCUUACCGGUGGUUUAUUUGCUGAUGUGCUGGAUGAUCCGGUUUGGAGGGGGAGGGCUAUUUCUUGGUUUAUGACUGUUGCUUCUAUGGGGCCCUUUAUGGGGCCUGUGGUUUCUGGAUGCUUGGUGCAGUUUGGUUGGGAGUGGCCGUUUUGGUUCGGAUUGAUAUUCGCUGGAGCAUGUUUUGUUCCGCAACUGUUCUUCCUACCCGAAACUUUUGGGCCCGCUCUGUUGAAAGCCAAGGCCAAGAAGAUGCGCAAAGAACACACGGGUGCUAAUGUCUACGCUCCGCUGGAAUUGCAACGUGUGGGUGCACUGCAGAUGGUGACAAGAAUCGUUGGUAGGCCAUUACGCAUGAUGCUUCUGGAACCGAUCGUCAGCGCUACUUGCUGCUACUUGUCACUGAUGUAUGCGACUGCGUUCAUUUUGUUCCAGUCGUUUAGUGUGAUAUAUCCCCCGAUUUAUGGAUUUGGAAACCUUGAAACAGGGCUGGCUUUCCUCCCUCUGGUGGUUGGAAGUAUCCUCGCUCUUCCCAUAACUUUCUGGUAUGAUACCUAUAUCAGGAAAGCGAAGGCUGCCAGGAAAACCUGGGCCUCAAGAGAAGAGUACCAAAGACUUCCACUAGCAUGCAUAGGCGGCCCUCUUAUGCCAAUCGGGAUGUUCUGGAUCGGCUGGUCCGCGCGAACUUCAGUACAUUGGAUUGUACCCAUCCUAGGCGGCCUACCUUUUAGCAUCGGCUUUGUGCUUGUCUUCGUGGCGUUGUAUAACUACCUUGUAGACGCAUACAAGAUCUACGCGGCUAGUGCACUUGGAGCGACGAGUAUAGCACGUAGUAUAUGCGGCGUUGUGUUGCCUUUCGCGGCGAAGCCGAUGUAUGAUACUCUUGGAGUGACGUGGGCGUGUAGUUUGCUGGCUUUUGCGACAUUGGCUAUGUGUGCCAUUCCGUUUGUGUUCAUUUGGUACGGGCCAAUACUGAGAUCGAGGAGUCCUAUUUGUCAGGAGUUGGCUACACCAGAAAAGCGGCAAGAUGAAAAGGAAGAGAAGGAGAAGGAGAAACCGUAG
Ramularia collo-cygni is the source of this 1482-nucleotide messenger RNA. RefSeq names its product related to fluconazole resistance protein (FLU1). Gene Ontology annotation, biological process: transmembrane transport. The transcript is spliced from 6 exons. Gene Ontology annotation, molecular function: transmembrane transporter activity. Lineage: Eukaryota; Fungi; Ascomycota; Dothideomycetes; Mycosphaerellales; Mycosphaerellaceae. The record is from RefSeq and is a predicted model, not a curated record. The coding region runs from base 1 to 1482 and encodes 493 amino acids.